Purpureocillium lilacinum is the source of this 1794-nucleotide messenger RNA. NCBI's taxonomy places the organism in Eukaryota, Fungi, Ascomycota, Sordariomycetes, Hypocreales, Ophiocordycipitaceae. The record is from RefSeq and is a predicted model, not a curated record.
AUGAAAUUCCUCGCAAGCCUUCUUUUCGCCGGAAUCGCCCUCGCGGCUGCCGUUCCGGGUCCCGCAGAAGACAUGGUAGAGAAAAGAUGCCACGCGAAGGACCAAUACUGCGCUGCCAACUCCAUCUGCUGCUCUGGGGUGUGCAUCGGGGCCAACAACCGUUUUGGAGGCUACUGCAAAACGUUGUGCUUUCCCUUCGCGCCGCCCUUUUACGGCCCGACGCCGCUGCCGCCGUCCCCCUCGCUGACGUCGCUGCUGCGGCCCUCCCGGCCGACGACGCCCGAUGCCUCGGACGACGAAAACGUGGCGCCGCUGCCGCGGGCGGCGCCCAAGGUGCCGACGUACGAGUACUACGGCUUCGUGCUGUACCUCUUCAGCAGCCUGACGUUCCUGCUGUGGCUGCCGUGGAGCUACACGCCCGCGCCGUUCCUGCUUGCGCUCGGCAUCCGCUACUACCCGGACCGGUGGUGGGCGCUGGCGACGCCGGCGUUUCUCGUCAUGACGCUCGUCUACAUCUACGUCGCGCUAGCGUCGUACAACACUGAGAUGCUGACGGCCGAUGACAGAAAGGAUUCAUACUACCAACGCUUCGCGGACUGGAACAAAGCAGGCCGCGGGUUUCAGAAGAACAAGCUCGACCACGACGCCACUAUGCUGCCUGAUGCGUCUGUCCGGGCUCUACAAACGCGCCGAAGCAAGAAAACAAAAGAUAUGUGGUUCUAUGGGGAGUCACUUUACAAAAGAUUCGCGAACAACGUGGCAUUGAAUACGGACUACAGGACACUCGAUACAUAUCGCGAACAAGAAAUCGUUCUCAAGUCCAUUCACGGCCAUGUCUUCUCCCUCUUCGAAACAUUCAGCUGGAGCUCAGACAGCUACUUCAUAAUAUCUCCCUCAGGGGCUUCCGAUCCAAGUGAAACAUGGCAGGAGUUGGCUGAUCUUGCCUUUGGCACGAGCGUUUUGGUACGCAACGGGCAAACGCCUCACGCUAAAAGCAACCUACAAAGGAUCGACGACCUUCUUGAGCAAACCGCGACGACUCCGGAUCCAUUCUUCGCGGCAAAGUUCUGGAGAUUCAGCAAGUACUUCUAUGAUAUCUGCGAAAACGAGCAAAAUUUCAAUCUUCUCUACACCAUGUUCAAUCACUACAAAUGCCUCAUUGAGAACAGAUGCAGCAAAGAACAUCCGCUUGUUUCAAUGCUCAACGCUCUAUGUCAAGUCGAAAUCAAGGAUCUUCGUGACACCCUGCGCAUCGGAUAUCUCAUGUCGAUUCGGGCACUCAAGUCUUGUAUCCAUGGGGAUCACCCUGUUACGCUCUCCAUGUGGUCAAACUAUUUCAAGGAAUGGGACUCGAAUGGUUCAUUUCAGAGUCAACUCGCCGAAUCUUAUAGGAGAUUACUUCAACAGGCCGACCAGGAUCCAAAGUUUAAAGAUCAACCUGAUUUUGCGAUUCCUUUGCUGCACAGGUAUACUUACUUUGUGUACUAUGUUCUCCAAGACGACACGCUCAGCCUUCAGCUUGGAAAAGAUCUGUUAGAUAGAAGCAGAUGUAGCAUGGUCUUCCAGCGGACUCGCAGAUGGGCACCCGAAUCCCAGGCGUUUGCCUUUGCAUCAAAGGUGCUGGGACUUGUCAGCCGGAAGCUCGGCAAUCAGGCUGCAUUCGAAUACUACUACAACGCAGCCAUAGCCAUGUUCUGUACUGGAGAUGACGAGUGUCGGACGAGGGCUCUGAUGCUGCGCAGUGAACUCGCCGAGGCAUUGGACACAUGGAAUGGCUCUAAUACUGCAGAUUGA